Messenger RNA from Sinocyclocheilus anshuiensis, 1840 nucleotides. Its product is annotated as BTB/POZ domain-containing protein KCTD12-like. Gene Ontology annotation, molecular function: protein binding. Lineage: Eukaryota; Metazoa; Chordata; Actinopteri; Cypriniformes; Cyprinidae. The transcript has a single exon. Gene Ontology annotation, cellular component: postsynaptic membrane; signaling receptor complex; presynaptic membrane. The coding region runs from base 47 to 907 and encodes 286 amino acids. Gene Ontology annotation, biological process: protein homooligomerization; regulation of G protein-coupled receptor signaling pathway. The record is from RefSeq and is a predicted model, not a curated record.
GUUGCACACAGUCGCGAAUAACUGGCAUAUCAGCUGAAGAGACGUGAUGGCUUUGGCAGAUCCCGAGUGUGGAAUAUCAAACGGCGCGGAUUCUGCGUCUCCGUUUUCUGACAUUAUUGAACUAAAUGUGGGAGGACAAGUGUAUGUGACGCGGCACACGACUUUAAUAGCCGUACCGGAUUCUCUUCUGUGGAACAUGUUUAGUAAGAAAACACCGACAGAGCUGGCACGGGACAGCAAAAGUCGCUUCUUUCUGGACAGGGACGGCUUUCUUUUCCGCUACAUUUUAGACUACCUGCGGGAUUUAAAUCUGGUUUUGCCUGACUAUUUUCCAGAGAAGAGCAGAUUACAGCGGGAGGCUGAGUUUUUUCAGCUGCGGGACCUGUCCAAGCUCUUGAGUCCCAAAAUGAGUAAAGACAACUCCAUCACCGAUGAGAUCUGCCAGAGUGACUCGGAGGAACCGGGCGUGCAUCCGCUGGUGGGACUCGACGCCUCGCGCACAAUGUCCGUCGCCAGCACCGCUCACUCUCCCUCCCUCGAGUCCAAAAAGUCGGGCUACAUUACAGUCGGUUACCGGGGCUCAUACACAAUCGGAAGAGACAUACAGACAGACGCCAAAUUCAGGCGAGUCGCGAGGAUCACGGUGUGCGGGAAGACCUCUCUGGCUAAAGAGGUUUUCGGAGACACUUUGAACGAGAGCAGAGACCCGGACCGCCCUCCGGAGAGGUACACAUCGCGCUAUUAUCUGAAGUAUAAUUUUCUCGAGCAAGCGUUUGACAAACUGUCAGAGUUUGGCUUUCAUAUGGUCGCGUGCAGCUCCACUGGCACCUGCGCUUACUCCAGCAAUGACCCAAACGAGGACAAAAUCUGGACAAGCUACACGGAGUAUGUUUUCUGUCGAGAAUAAGCCAAAAUGUGCCGCAUUUAAGUGUGUAUUUAGGCAUUCCACUACAGGAGUAAAGUUUCAUCAGUGUUGGAGAGGUGUAUUGGAGUUAUUCUCAUUCAUAAAUUUCUAGUUGUGUGCAUCAUAGGAUUGGCUGUUUACUCCUAGACUUUAAUAGCCUACUACAUCUAUUACUAGAAUUAACAAAUGCAGACUAACUAGCUAUCAUUGCACUUCCCUUCAUAGCUUCGUUUUGUUUGCAGAUAAAGUCAUAUUCAGAUUUGAGGGCCUAUUUGUAAAAAGUCCCAGAUGUGUUUUGUACUUGCGUGCAUUUUAAAUAUUUUUCUUCCCGGGUCAGUGAUUUAACGGACGAUUCCACUUUGAGGAAAUUUAAAGUCUGUUACUGACACAUUGGGUAACAUUUUGUAAAGAUUGUGGCAUUCAGCUUCCUUUGUGUUCAUCAGACUGGUUGAUCUCAAUGACACUUUUCCUUCAAGUUCAGUUUAAUCUUUUCACUGUGAAUAACCCACUAAAACUGAAAAGUUUAAUUGCUGCCUUCAUUUCUUUAGUAAAAUUAAAGUGGUGCCAAGUUACCUGCAGUGAUUCAUUGCACUUUUUUGACCACUUUGGAUUUCAUUACAGAUUAAGAAAAUCGAGUGGAACCUCUUAGAACCCAAAAUCGAGAGAUAUGACAACUUUGUAAUAGAUUACAAAGAUGUUACAACAUUUUUUUUCUAAAGUGAGGCUUACCUUUUUAGAGCAUACAACUGUGUUUUAUUGAAUUUUGCACAUAUUUUGUUUGGGCGAAGAGUGGGAAUUGUUUUUUGUUGUUGUUGUUGUCUUAGGUUUACUGUUUCUAUGUCUGUAUUACAAGAAAGUUCUCUCCUUUUUUCCAGCAUUGUACGCAUCUUAUAUCUGUUGUCUGUUUAAAAGCCGAUCAUUCAAUAAAUUGUAAUC